UUUCUCCUGCCUGUGAUGGCAGCCUCGGUCACUGCCAUGGGCGGCCCAGAAGCAUUCUUCGGCUAUGAACCUGAACCAGAGACUGAGUCGUCCUACACCUCUAUCUCUUCCUUCGCCAGGGCGUACAAGCCCCCGACAUACUUCAAGCCACUCGCUUCAGUAAAGCCAGUCCCGUCGCUUAAUCUUGCUCUACCAACCCAGCCAGUGCCUUUAACUAAGCCAUUUCUGCCACCCCAAGAGGUCUUGCCCUUCCAGCCGGCGCCAUUAACCAAGCCAGCUCUAUCACUCCAGCCUACUCUUGGAGUCAAGUCAGUCCCAGCAAGCCAGAUAUUAGUAUCAAAUAAGCCAGCUCCAUCAUUCAAGCCAGCCCUGUUCUAUAAAGUUCCCACCAAGAGGUAUAACUUCGACUGGGCCGUCAAAGAUGACCUCGCCGAGAACGACUUCGCUCACGAGGAGUCUCGAGACGGCGACCACACCCGCGGGUCGUACUCCGUGCUUCUCCCCGACGGCCGGGUACAGACCGUGACUUAUUACGUGAAUGGUGACUCCGGCUACGUGGCCGAGGUCACGUACGAAGGCUCGGCCCAGUUCCCUAGCCCCAAGCCUGCAUACAGACGCGUCCCAGCCUACGGUUAAACAAGACCGCUUUACAAUCAACGAAAUAAAUCAUCGAAAUACGGAAUAAAUUUGCACAAUAACAGAAAUUGCGGAUAAUAUUAUUUGCCUUAAUAUAUAAGCAUGAAUAAGUAUAUAGGGGUAUCACUGGUGGUGCAAUUGUGGGGUCCCAUAGUCUUCGAGAAGAAAAUUAAAGGUAUUCAGGGAGGACCUUGCAGAUUCUCCUGAACUCUAAAUAUCUCUUUAUUAUCUCACAAUAACUUACUUAAUAAUAGUAAGAAGUAAAAAUAUAAAGAAUUGCAAAUAUAUGAAGAAAAUUCCUUUCAAAAACUUUCCAAAUGCAGAUACACGCUAAAAUAAAAAUAAAAA
Molecule: messenger RNA, 984 nt
Organism: Procambarus clarkii (red swamp crayfish)
Lineage: Eukaryota; Metazoa; Arthropoda; Malacostraca; Decapoda; Cambaridae
Product: cuticle protein 19
Cellular component (GO): extracellular matrix
Source: RefSeq, a predicted model, not a curated record